AUGACUCUCUCGACACUGAAAGACUGUUGCGACAAACUCAGUGAUACGCUAGGUCGACUGCGAGCCCUUGAAGAAGACACUAAGGGUAGACUCCAAACAGUGGAGGUUGCACUGGAGCAGAACAACACAAGCCCGGCCCAGGAAGUACGAAAUGAGACCCGAAGUCUUGCAAGGGAGUUUGACAGUGUACGGCAGUGCCUCAGUAUUUGCUCUAAUGCAUCUGUUUGGGUUAACUCUGGCAAGGUUCACACGCUGGAGGAUAUCACGAUAGGCAAGGAUGGAAAGCAGAUGCUUAUUGCUACCCUCGGAGAGCUUUUUGACGCGAGACGGGUGCAACUAGGCCAGGGAGCAAUGCAGGUAGUAGCGUCAUCUUCUGACGCAUCGCUGCAGGAGCUGUUUAGGGCGCAGAGCAGACGAUAGUUCAAUUGAGGUUUUAAAUAUAAGCGUAAGCUCAAACGAGCUCAAUACAGUUCAUCCUUAAGGCUCAGCUAUUUGCAUGCCUUCCUCUGGUCCCGAGUGGCCGCGUGAAGCCUUGAAAGGAAGGCGUCGCAAGUUUAUCAUCGGUAUGCGAUUCGGGCGCUCUGGGUCGAUUCCGGACAGCCUCUGUAAGCCCCUGAAUGGAUGCAUUAUUCAUUGUUCCCUUGCAUUGCCAAGAGUUGUCUUUGAGCUCCACACGACGGGUAUCGUAGAGAUGAUUCUUAGUCGACACGAAUAGUUGGACCGCGUCUGUGUGAAGCUUUACGUCGUGGGUAUGGUGGGUCGGAAGGGUGGCUUGGUCGGGUGGUGUUUGAGGUUCGCUUGAAGAUGGGAGGCCACCCGAUAGAUCGGGCGAGCCCGGUGAGCUUGGGGGGCGAGGGUCCUGAUUCAUACUUUAUGUAACGCGAUUGCUAGACGCGCAAGGUAGCGUGGUUCGAGCGC
Messenger RNA from Fusarium vanettenii 77-13-4, 918 nucleotides. RefSeq lists its product as uncharacterized. The coding region runs from base 1 to 420 and encodes 139 amino acids. Lineage: Eukaryota; Fungi; Ascomycota; Sordariomycetes; Hypocreales; Nectriaceae. The transcript has a single exon. The record is from RefSeq and is a predicted model, not a curated record.